This is a messenger RNA of Gilbertella persicaria, 2592 nucleotides long. Its product is annotated as coth protein-domain-containing protein. Lineage: Eukaryota; Fungi; Mucoromycota; Mucoromycetes; Mucorales; Choanephoraceae. Bases 433 to 2307 code for a protein of 624 amino acids. The record is from RefSeq and is a predicted model, not a curated record. The transcript is spliced from 3 exons.
CGGGCGAAUGCAACAUCAACUAUCAUUCUUUUUGUGACCGAAACCUAUAAUGGCUCUUAAAAUCAAAAAGAGAAAAAGCCUCAUACAGUACAGAAUAUCUUUAAAAUUGAAAAAGAACAAAGAUCUAGUUCAAUUACUGAUUUGAUAUAUAACCAACCAUCAAUUACAGUAAGACAAGUGUGCCAUUCUCUCGAAAAACGCGAGUAGGCAAAACACGGAAUGCCUCGUUUGAUAGUUUAAAAAACCCGUCUUUGAUUUGUUUGUACAACGAAAUGAACUCCCUUGGCUCUUGGCAUUGGGUUUUAAUGAUGUAUUACAAUUAAGUAACAGAAGAAAAACUGAUUCCACAACAAAAUCAAGGUCCACUUCAUCUAGAGGGGGGAAAACGUAUAAAAAAGUCAGUUGUGUUGAAUUAUUUUUUACAUCAACAAAAUGAGAAUUACAACAGGUAUUAUCAUUUUAGCAACUACAGCUAGCACAGUACUUGCAUCCAACAUUACCUACAAUGUAGUUUCGCUUGUGCCUAGCAAUCAAACAUUAGGUGUUCUCGUAGACGGUCAACUGUAUCCGUUAACAGGUGAAAGUGACUCUUCUAUUUUCCAUACUGGUGAAGCACCUUCUGCUAGUUCAGGAUACAAAUAUGCACAGAUCUUGAAGAAUGACUACAGCAUUGUUUCUCAAGAAAACUUCACUCGUAGUCCUUUAACUAAUGAUACACUCAAUGAAUAUUACGAUCGAUCUUGGAACACAAAAACCAUGAACACCAUUCCUACCAUUUUAAGUCCUUUAUCUGUCGUGAACCGCAUUGACUCUGAUCUUCAUGUGGAUGGUCAAAUUCCUACAAUUCAUUUGACGGGCAACCAAACAGCAGUUGAUGAGAUGCAUGCCGACUCUCAAGCUGACACCAAGGUUGAUUUAAACAUGACUUACAUUAGUCUCAAUGCACUCAAGACUUACUCCAGUAUUUCCGUCUCUAUCUCAGGCCAUAGUACUCGCUCUUAUGCCAAACUUUCUUAUUCUAUCAAGAUUCCCAAAAAGCAAGGUGACCUUUUCAAUUAUCGUAGACUCAAGUUGAGAUCCAUGGCUACUGACGCAAGCUAUAUGCGCGAUGAAUUAAAUUAUGAUAUUGCCAACUCGAUUGGACUGCCUACUUCCAAGUGUAGCUAUAUUCGCCUCUUUAUUAACGAUAAUCCCAUUGGCCUUUUUGCUCUAGCUGAAGUCUUUAAGAAUCCUUGGAUUCAAAAUGAAUUUGCCGAUGGUGAUAGUGAUUAUAAACAGGGCGCUUUUUUUGUUGCUGAUGUCAGUGGUGGUCAAAAUAUGAGUGGUGGCGGUGGUGGCAAUCAAACAAUGGGUGGUGGCAAUCAAACAAUGGGUGGUGGCAAUCAAACAAUGGGUGGUGGCAAUCAAACAAUGGGUGGUGGCAAUCAAACAAUGGGUGGUGGCAACCAAACAAUGGGUGGUGGCAACCAAACAAUGGGUGGUGGUCAGGCAAUGGGCGGAGACUCUUCUUCCAUGCAAGGUAGUAGCUCAGAUUUGUCCUAUCUUGGAACCAAUAUCAGUCUUUACAGUGCCGGCCAAUACAAGGUCAAAGAAGACCCUUCCAUUGGUUCUGCCAAUUAUACUCGUAUCAUGGACUUGACCCGAUUCAUUUCUGAACAAAUUAACGCAACUCAGGUGGAUGAUUCAGUCGUAUCUUCAUGGCAAGAGAAGAUGGAUACUGAUAGCGCUCUUCGUAUGAUUGCUAUGGAAAUUGUAAUUUCUAACUCUGACGCUUAUUUCACCAUGGGAAACAAUUACAUCAUGUAUGACGACCUUGAUGCUGAUCGUAUUGUAUUCUCUGGCCAAGACUUUGAUCUUACUAUGGGCACCAGCAUCAGUAAUGCUACUUUGAUGAAUUCUGGUAAUUACACUGAUUAUCCCAACUUUUCAAAACGGCCCUUGUCAGUUGCCAUGAUGAAAGUCCCUCAAUUCAAGCAGGAUUUAGAAAAUUUGAUUUACAAUAUCACUCGAGAUCUUGUGAAUACAGAUAUCUUGACUCCUCGCGUGAAUUCUCUUAUGAAUCUUAUUAGCGAAGAUGUUGCCUGGGAUAAAACACUCACUCGUGUUGCUUCAGGUUCUGGUGGUAUGGGACAAGGUCAAUUUCAAGUAAGCAGCAGCUCUUCCAAUUCUCUCUCCAUUGAUAGCAUGACCUUAAUGGAAGGUGUUAAAGGCUCAUCCAAUUCAACCAAUAGUAUGGCCUUGCUGGAAUGGCUUGAGCUUCGCAGUAACAAUAUCCUCACUUUUUUCAAUUCUACUACGUCGUCUUAAUUUAUUUUAGAACACAACCUUAAUUGUUCUUUGUAUAUUUUAUUGAAUAAACUCAUCAAUCUCACCAAACUCAGCAGCUCAAUGGAUCAAGUGUGUUUUAGUAAGAAUGAAUAGUUUGGAAACGCAUGACUUGUUCAACAUUUCAUGCAAAUCUUUGCCUUUUUCCUGGCAUAUGAAGGUAGCAUAAAGCCUGUUUAUGCACAAAUAGACGCUCUAAAUACUUAGGAAAUAUGUUUACUAAUAUUUAUGGUACCUUUGGAGUUAAUCUGAACUAAGAAAAGCGAC